This is a messenger RNA of Heterocephalus glaber (naked mole-rat), 1859 nucleotides long. RefSeq names its product integrin alpha FG-GAP repeat containing 2 (gene Itfg2). The record is from RefSeq and is a predicted model, not a curated record. Gene Ontology annotation, molecular function: protein binding. Gene Ontology annotation, cellular component: KICSTOR complex. Lineage: Eukaryota; Metazoa; Chordata; Mammalia; Rodentia; Bathyergidae. Gene Ontology annotation, biological process: regulation of TOR signaling.
UCCCGCCUCUCUGGGACUGAGCGAGCGAGGCGGGAGUUAAGAGGGUCAGGCGGUGACGUUAACUUUCCGCUUUAGGUUACCUUCCGCGGGCGCGGUAGCGGUUAGCAAUUUGGGGAUCAUUUAGCAGGCUCCUGGGUCUGGGGACCUUGGAGAUGCCAUGAGGUCAGUUAGCUACGUGCAGCGCGCUAUUAUGGAGUUCGGUGGGAGCCUCUUCCCGCAUGCAAUCUGCCUCGGGGACGUGGAUAACGACUUGUUAAAUGAACUGGUUGUAGGAGACACCAGCGGAAAGCUGUCUGUCUACAAGAAUGAUGACAGCCGGCCAUGGCUCACCUGCACCUGCCAGGGGAUGUUGACCUGUGUUGGGGUUGGAGAUGUGUGUAAUAAAGGAAAGAACCUGGUGGUGGCAGUGAGCGCCGAAGGCUGGUUUCAUUUGUUUGACCUGACACCUGGCAAGGUCCUGGAUGCCUCUGGACACCACGAAACACUGGUGGGAGAGGAGCAGCGUCCAGUCUUCAAGCAGCACAUCCCAGCCAACACCAAGGUCAUGCUGAUCGGCGACAUCGAUGGAGAUGGGUGUUGUGAACUGGUGGUAGGACACACAGACCGUGUGGUGCACGCCUUCCGCUGGGAAGAGCUGUCUGAGGGUACUGGACACCUGACAGGACAGCUGGUGUCCCUCAAGAAAUGGAUGCUGGAGGGCCAGGUGGACAGUCUCUCGGUGACCCCAGGGCCGCUGGGUGUUCCUGAGCUGAUGGUAUCUCAGCCAGGCUGUGCUUACGCAGUUCUUCUGUGCACCUGGAACAAGGACACUGGAUCUUCCCCUGCCUCUGAGGAGGCCAUAGAGGGCAGCAGAGAGACCGCAGCUGCCCGAGAUGUAGUGCUGCACCAGACAUCCGGCCGUAUCCACAACAAGAACGUCUCUACUCACCUGAUAGGCAACAUCAAACAAGGCCACAACCCUGAGAGGGGUAGCUCUGACCUCUUUGCCCUCUGCACCCUGGAUGGGACUCUGAAGCUCAUGGAGGAAGCAGACAAGCUGCUGUGGUCAGUGCAAGUAGAUCACCAGCUCUUCGCCUUGGAGAAGUUAGAUGUCACAGGUAAUGGACAUGAGGAGGUGGUUGCAUGUGCCUGGGAUGGACAGACGUAUAUUAUCGAUCACAACCGUACUGUUGUCCGCUUCCAAGUGGAUGAAAAUAUCCGCGCCUUCCGUGCAGGCCUGUAUGCCUGCAAAGAGGGCCGCAACAGCCCCUGCCUCGUGUAUGUCACCUUCAACCAGAAGAUCUACGUGUAUUGGGAGGUGCAGCUAGAGCGGAUGGAGUCCAGCAAUCUGCUGAAACUGUUAGAGACUGAGCCCGAGUACCACAGCCUGCUGCAAGAGCUGGGCGUGGAUCCUAAUGACCACUGUGCAGCUCGCACUCUGCUUCGCCAGAUCCUCUACCAUCCAGACCAGCCGCCACAGUGUCCCUCCUCCAGCCCCCAGGACCCCACCUAGUUGGGCUUGGCCUCUCGGCUGCUGAAGGAUGCUCUAAACCCCCACCCCCACCCCAGAGGUGUCCACAAUGUUCACAGGAGAGGGAGUGUACUUAGAGAGGAGCAGGAGUGAAUACUUGGCAUGGGAAGGUGCCAUGACUCUAGCUUGACCAUGAACUAGAAGCCUCUUGGUAUUUUUUUAAUUAAUGAGUAUAGUAUUAGUGAGAAAUACAUAAUAGCUGCAUUCAUUUUGGGAAAUUGGUAUAUUACAUAUCAAUCAUUUUUAAUCCCUUAACCUGCCACCCUUACCUACACCACAAACUGUCUCCCAUGUUUUUUUUGGAGGAGGGGCUUGCUGAGUAGUCCACGCUGGCUUAGAACCUGGUAGG